Messenger RNA from Phalacrocorax carbo (great cormorant), 2675 nucleotides. The record is from RefSeq and is a predicted model, not a curated record. Lineage: Eukaryota; Metazoa; Chordata; Aves; Suliformes; Phalacrocoracidae.
UUAUAGUUCUACAUUAUUAAUUUUUCAAGGUAAAUAAAUGUUUAAUUUGCCACUUAGUGUACCAUUAACUGUUUUUAAUUUGUCAGCUGUGUGAACUUUCAGUUCCAACACUGCAGAAGCAAAUAUCCAAACACCACCUGAUUUCUAAUAAGGCAUGCAGAUCUUCUCAAGUAUAAAGAUAUCACUGAAUGCAUAGUGGGGAGACUGUCAUUGCUGCAAAUUUAAUUCAAUAGAUGUUUUCUUACUGUGAGUUUGAAGAAUACCUACUCCAGAUGGAUGAGCAAAACCAAAUGCUGAAAGAAAAAUUGCUAUCUCGUCUCCGGUUUGAACCAGACAAGACAGAGGUACUGCUUAUGGGAAAAGACAGGUAUAGUGCGUGUGAACCGGCUGACAGCAGUGAAAAAGACAACAAUGAACUGUCUUCCUCAGUAGAGAAGAAACACCCUAUUCUUCGCACAGCAGUUUACAGACCAAGAACAGAAAGGAAACACAAAGCAGCAAUAAAAGAGGAAGGCGUGUGUUUUGGAAAUGUACUCUCAAGAAUAUAUAAGGAGGGAAGAGAAGAAUCUGUUUGUCAGCCUACUGGCAUGUCAGAGCAUGAGACAAUGAAGUUAAAAAGGAGCACAACAAAAGCAGUGUCCUUAAUGUCAAAGAAUGAGAAUUUGAAAAAGACACUUCCCACAGCUUCUGAUUGCAAAGGAGUUCAGCAUGGUUUUGGCACACCACCUUCAUCUUCUGUACAUGAUAAUAUUAGGACUGAAAUGCAAACAGCUGGUUUGGAACCGACUUGCCAAAAAAAGACUUGUGAGCAACCAAAAGUUGAAAGAUCUUCUAAAAAACCUUUGAGAGCAAAAGUUUAUUCUUAUGAUAGAACAGAACCAAUUGAUGAUGAUGUUAUAAUGCAUAUUUUGAGGCUUCGAGGCAAACUUGGCUGGGAAACAAAGUUACCAUCAUAUGAAUGGUUAACUAGAGAGGCUGAUGUAGCCAGACUUCAGAAGUUCCCACUUACGAAACGUUUACAGCUAAAAGACAGUGGGGAAUAUAUAUAUUGUCUUCCACGAAACAGGAACAACUCUAAAGCUCCUUACAACACAUACGAUUUACAGGUUGUCUCUACAAAUACAGCUAUGCAAAACAAAGAAUACUGGACUGUGACAGCUUCAUUUGUGACUAAGGUAACAUAUUGUACAGCAUACAGAACAACAUGAACCCAGAGAUUUCCAUGGGAAGAACGUUUUUCUUUUAAUUUAUUAUCAUGUUGUGUUCCCAUUGCAAUUAUGUUACCUUCUUUGAAUGAGAGCUUACUGGUUCCUCCUAAAGACAAGUCCUCUGUUGGCUUUGAGCUGAACAUAGCUUAUCCUUUUGCUCAGGCAUGUGGUUAGAUCUUGAACUAUGGUAUCGUUCAAGACUAGGUGUAUCAGAAGAUGGGUAACUUAAAACUUGGCACCCAGUAAUCCGCGAACUAUCUGCAUUUCUGGGCAUAGUAAUGCGCAACAGGGAAUACACUCAUCCGGCAUGUUCUGAUCUCAGACAAGGGCAUACCCUCUGCUGAUAGUUGAAACUGGUAACUUUCAUGACUUACCUUUGCUUAUUCUGUUCUUUUGCUCUUUGCAUUGUAAAUAGGUACGCCCUUAGUGACUUACUGAUGAGUCUUUGUUUAGUUUUGGCAGCAUUAUCUUUUUUAAAAAAUAAAAGACCAAAGUUUAUUCUCUAUCUUCCAAUGACUUAGGCCUAUGUAAGGCUGCUGAGAGACUGGCUCUAAGCCACCCUCUCCAUUGCAUUGGCACUGGUGAUUUCAUGGCCAGUAUGUUGGAUCAUCUCACUAAUUCAGCUGAAAAUGAAUGAAAAUAAUUGGUAUGUGUAUUUAUCUGCUUGCCAGGUUAAUUUCAGUCAAAUUAGAGAGCUAAUCCAUCUCACCAGGAGCACAGAGUACUGGUAUGCCUAAAAGAAGCACUAAAAAUAAUACCUUUUAAGAGUAUGAGCACCACAUUGCAAGAUGUUUCAUCAGUUCUUAAAUGUCUUUGAAGACAACUCAACUUUGAAGCCCUUUUUCUCUUUAGCAUUAGUGAAGUUUAAAACUAGUAUGACACUAACUUUGCAUGGAAGAAGUGAUAAUUGCAUAAUUUACAUAAUUGGAUUGUUGCUGGAUGCUAAAGUUAAACUUUUUGUUGUAUGUAUGAGACACAUGAUUUGAAUGUCAGAAAAUUACAGACAUGGCUUAGGAACUGAUGCAAUUACUAUUGUUAAAAUGGGGAAGAUGUAUUUGCUGCCAGUGGAGGUACUAAGAUGUUAUAAAACCAGAGUGGAAGAAAAGACUAAAUGUUGGCAACCUGACCAGGAAAAAAAGGCUGCAACCUCAUUCCUUUGCCUUCAGACUGCUUGCUGUAAUACAUAAAUUUGAAGUACAAUCUUGAUUUAAAUAUAAAGCUAUUUGUUCCAAAACGUCUGUAAUAGAAGAUCUGCUACUUGCUUUGGCUAAACCAUUUGUUCGAAACAAUUAACUAGUGCUUAGUAGCCAGUCUUCUAUCUUUUAUACUCCUAUGAAAGAUAAUGAAGAUUUCUACAAAAGUACAUAUGCCCAUUGCUGCUUUACUGUAUCCUUGCCAGUCAGAAUCCAGUCCAUAAUCUGAAAAGGAAUUAUGCUAAUUUACAAUUCCUAAUUUUUACAUUCUUUC